UGAACGGCUUCACUCCACAGCCGGCGUAUGUCCAUCUUUUCUACAACUCACACCAACGCACGCCUCCUCCGGCUCCACUGACAGUACGAGCGAGAUUUUUCCGCCCCGAUCCAGAACUGGAUUAACGUUUCUUUCUUGCUGGAAUACUUGCACUUUUAGCGCAUUUUGGGUCCUACCCCCCCGCUUCUCAGACCCACACCGGGUGUCAACCUUUUCACGCUUACGUUCGGCGACGUUUAGGGCAGCCAUGCCGCUGAACUCUUCCUCAGGGGCUACCGCGACGAGUAAAAACUAUGACUACGACUACGACUCCCUACAGCCCUACUUCUAUUACGACAACGAGGAGGAGGACUUCUAUCACCACAACCAGCAGCCCCAGCCGCCGGCCCCCAGCGAGGACAUCUGGAAGAAGUUCGAGCUGCUGCCCACCCCGCCCCUCUCCCCAAGCCGCAGACCCUCUCUCUCCAGCCUCUUCCCCUCCACGGCCGACCAGCUGGAGAUGGUCACAGAGUUUCUGGGGGACGACGCGGUAAACCAGAGCAUUAUCUGCGACUCUGACUACUCCCAGACCUUUCUCAAGUCCAUCAUCAUCCAGGACUGCAUGUGGAGCGGCUUCUCUGCCGUGGCCAAGCUCGAGAAAGUAGUAUCUGACCGUCUGGCGUCGCUUCACGCGGCGCGCAGGGACUCUGCCUCUUCCACGGGGGGGAGUAGCCCCGCGUCAGAGUGUCCGUCGGCGAGACUCAACACAAACUACCUGCAAGACCUCAACACGUCCGCGGAAGAGUGCAUCGACCCCUCCGUGGUCUUCCCCUACCCCAUUGCCGAGACUCCCAAGCCCAGUGUGGCGGUGCUACCGCAGACCCCCCACACCACAACCACCUCCAUCCACACCAGCUGCACCUCCUCCCCACGGGACCUGUCACUGGAUACCCCCCCCAACAGUAGCGGCAGUAGCAGCAGCUGCAGCGACUCAGAAGAUGAGGGUGACGAUGAGGAUGACGACGAGGAAGAGGAGGAAGACGAGGAUGACGAUGAGGACGAGGAGGAGAUCGACGUGGUGACGGUGGAGAAGCGGCAGCACCUUAAACGCGGCGACUCAUCCCCCUCGGACACGCGGCAUCCCAGCCCGCUGGUGCUGAAGCGCUGCCACGUCUCCACCCACCAACACAACUACGCCGCUCACCCCUCCACCCGCCACGACCCCCCCGCGCCCGCCGCCACCGCCGCCGUCAAACGCCUCAAGCUGGACAGCGGCAGCUCGCCGCCCUCACACCACCACCACCAUCACCACAGCCACGGGCACGGGCACGGCCGCGUGCUCAAGCAGAUCAGCGGCAACAGGAAGUGCGCCAGCCCGCGCACCUCGGACACGGAGGACUGCGACAAGCGGAGGACACACAACGUGCUGGAGCGCCAGCGCCGCAACGAGCUCAAGCUGAGCUUCUUCGCGCUGCGCGACGAGAUCCCCGAGGUGGCCAACAACGAGAAGGCGGCCAAGGUGGUGAUCCUGAAGAAAGCCACGGAGUGCAUCUACGGCAUGCAGACGGACGAGGAGCGGCUGCUGUCCGUCAAGGAGCAGCUCCAGAGGAGGAGCGAGGCGCUCCGACAGCGGCUCUGCCUCCUGCAGAGCCCCCGGCCCUGAGGGCCACAUGGGGGUCUUAAGACUUGGCGCUGGUGGUGUUUUUUUUAAGUUAGUUUUUUUUAUGCAAGUCGGUUCGGUUGAGUGUGUACAGGUUAUAAUGUUGCAUGCGAAUGCAAGACGGGGAUUCUAAAGUUGUGGAGAUCUUGGUGGAUUUCAACGUUUUCAAUACUGCCUCAGACGUUAUGGUUGGAUUACAAUAUUUAAAGUUUAUUUUUAUUAAUAAAAUAUAAAAAGAAAAAAAUUGGUGCUGCACAGUUGAGCGCCCAACAUAAAGUAAGCCUUUUUUUUAUGUUUCUUUUGUUUUUCAUUUUUUUGUAAAUAAAAUUUCCUAUAAAAGGUAUUUUUGGAUCAAUUUGACUGGAAGUUCUCACCCAGUGGUUUUCAGUGUUCGCUUUUCCAUUUUGUUCCUCAAUUCAAAUAUAAAAGAAAAAUGGUUCCUGAAACUGUCUCUUGCUUUUCUUUGGUCAGACACUCAUCAAAUGUUAGCCUCUAGUAUGACGUCAGAUCACCUUACAUCAAUGAGUGCCACUACUAGGAAACACUGUUCUGUGUUUAUGUUUACAUUUCUCCUGCCUUGUACACGAGCGUGAUACGCAAGGGUCAAGGGUUCAUCGAAGAGCCAACAAUACUUGAACUCGGACACGCCACAUCCAGUCCUGUGCCCCAGGUGUAGUUAUGCUUAAUGGUGAUCAAUGAAAUGUCCUGCCAAAGGUUAGCAGUUAAAGGGACUCUAGGCUGAUGUGUAAUUAUAGUAGGAAGUGAGUGGAGACGGGCGACGCCCCUCUAGCUCUACAGGAUAGGGACGGGGCUUCAAGACAUCAAUUAAAAUCCUAGUAUCGUUAUAUGGUUAAAGAAGGAACUCAAACUA
Molecule: messenger RNA, 2510 nt
Organism: Gadus chalcogrammus (walleye pollock)
Lineage: Eukaryota; Metazoa; Chordata; Actinopteri; Gadiformes; Gadidae
Gene: myca
Product: MYC proto-oncogene, bHLH transcription factor a
Exons: 3
Coding region: 248-1642 (464 amino acids)
Biological process (GO): regulation of transcription by RNA polymerase II; positive regulation of cell population proliferation
Molecular function (GO): RNA polymerase II cis-regulatory region sequence-specific DNA binding; protein dimerization activity; DNA-binding transcription factor activity, RNA polymerase II-specific
Source: RefSeq, a predicted model, not a curated record